Messenger RNA from Carya illinoinensis, 711 nucleotides. RefSeq names its product copper transporter 6-like. Bases 96 to 512 code for a protein of 138 amino acids. The transcript has a single exon. Lineage: Eukaryota; Viridiplantae; Streptophyta; Magnoliopsida; Fagales; Juglandaceae. Gene Ontology annotation, molecular function: copper ion transmembrane transporter activity. The record is from RefSeq and is a predicted model, not a curated record. Gene Ontology annotation, cellular component: plasma membrane. Gene Ontology annotation, biological process: copper ion transmembrane transport; intracellular copper ion homeostasis.
CCUUAUAUUUCUAAUCUCCUCUCUACCCAUCAUUAAUAUAAGGAAAUUAAGAAAGAGCUCACGAGAGGGCAUAAAUCAAAAUUAUACACUGAAAAAUGAAAACCAAGAAAAAUACAUAUUUCUGGGGCAAUUACACUGAAGUGAUCUUCUCAGGUUGGCCAGGACAAAGCUUCAGCUCCUACAUAUUAGCCUUGGUUUUAGUCUUUGUGCUUGGUUUUGCAGUAGAGUGGCUUUCGCACACGAAGAUCAUUAAAUCCAGCUGCAGCACAGAUAAGAUCACGGCGGGGCUUCUGCUAACAGGCAUGCAUGGGACUCGGGUGGGAAUGGCGUAUUUGGCAAUGCUGGCUGUCAUGUCAAUGAAUGUUGGGGUGCUGCUCGCUGCGAUUGCAGGAUAUACAGUAGGGUUCUUCAUCUUUGGCAGUUGUGUUUUUGUGAAUUAUAAUGCUAAGAUGUCUUCGACGUCGAUGCCUUUCCAAGAUGAUGAUCCCGAUCUUCCUCCUUUCAAUUGCUGAUCAUCAUGAUCAAUCAGGAAAUAUUUAUGCAAUCACACGAUUAGCUACCUUUGCAGUUUUGUGAUGAUCAUCAAAUUUAAUAUAUGAAAGUUGUAUGUAUGAUAUUGCAAAUCCAAAUUGGUACCAGGUACCCAGAUCUGGAUUUUAUGUUGAUUGUAAUCUGCAUAAAUGUGAUAUGAAAAUCUUAAUUUUUCUUGGA